This is a messenger RNA of Ornithodoros turicata, 2094 nucleotides long. RefSeq names its product endothelin-converting enzyme 1-like. Gene Ontology annotation, cellular component: plasma membrane. The coding region runs from base 1 to 2094 and encodes 697 amino acids. The transcript has a single exon. Gene Ontology annotation, molecular function: metalloendopeptidase activity. Lineage: Eukaryota; Metazoa; Arthropoda; Arachnida; Ixodida; Argasidae. Gene Ontology annotation, biological process: protein processing. The record is from RefSeq and is a predicted model, not a curated record.
AUGGCCGUCAGGUCUGGCUCACAUUCUAGAGUAUUGCAGGCGAGAUCAGGGAACAACUCCGAGUCGCCUCUGAGAAGCAUAGAUCAGCAGGCACUUGCAACUAUUUUAGAAGAGAGCCAAAUCAACCAGCGUCGCUUCAGCAGACAAUUCCUUGGCGCUAUUGUAGGCGUUGUCCUUGUGUUUAUCUGCGUCGGAAUUAUCCUCGCAUUCGAAAUGAUUCAUAUGGCGCCUAGCGUGAGUGAAACUGUAUGCGACACCGCCGACUGUCUUCGCUUGGCCUCCCACCUCCAGAAGUCCAUCAACAAGACCAGGGACCCUUGCGUCAACUUUUAUUCCUUCACCUGCUCUUCCUGGUUUAAAGACUUCACGUAUCCAGACCUACGAGACUACAGGACGUUCCUGUCUUCUACCCUAAUGCAGUUCAUGAGCGAUGGAGCUCGAACCACAAACAUCGAAGCUGUCGCGAGGGCUGUACGUUUCUUCACUUCAUGCACGAGUCGUAAGAACAACGUGACAGCAUUUACCGCAUUCAUGCGGGACCGGAAACUCCGUUGGCCGCGUAAGCCUCAGCCAGGAGACAAUGCUCUAGACGUCCAUUUGGACUUGGCCGUCAACUGGGCCGUGUCGCUGUGGUUCAGCAUUGAGGUGUCCAGGCGUGAUAGCCCGAACGACUUUGUCGUCAUGUUAUGGUAUGGCCAAGAGGUUCACGCUUGGAAGAAAUCGGAUAAUGGUACGGAUGCCACGGAGAGGUACAAGAGGCGUGUCCAGCGGUGCACAGAAAUCUUGGGUUACCCUGGAUAUCUCGGCCCUGGGAAUAUCGUCCAGCUUCGCCGCAGUGAAGAUCGAACUAAGGAGAUUGUGACGAAGUCGAAAAUCUAUCCUGCAGCGGAGACGUUGCUUCGGGCGCAUAACCUUCAGGAUAUCACCAAAAGCCAUCUUGCGUGGUUACCUCUCCUAAAAAAGAAUUUACAGUUAUACUUCAACGUCACUGGCGACACACCUAUCUGGCUGCCUAAUUUGCCGUUUCUCAAGGAAUUGUCAUCCUUAACAGCAUUGCUCAACAACAGCGAACUUCUGAACGUUCUUGGCUGGACGUUUGUUCAAGAGUACGCGUGGAUGGCCACGACAGAUUUGGACGCGCUGAAAUUCGGCACUGUGCGCAACAUGAACACUACACUUCCAUACUUGUGUCUACAGGAAACUGAGAAGUCCUUCGGCAUCGUCCUAUGGGCACCACACAUCAAAGAGCAAUUCACUAUUCCUGAGACGCUGAAAGUGGACGCCAUCCUCGACGGCGUGACCAUAAGCAUGACACAGAUCAUUCAGAACUCCACCUUGAUCGAUAACUCUACGAAGAAGACUGCAAUCCAUAAGGUCCUCAAUGCCACUCGCAUUCUAUGGCCUUCACUGCAGCUCUUUGCCGACGCCGGCUUGAAUUAUUUCUACCGUACUUUUGGUCCCAUGAAUGCAACGUUCAUCGAGAAUUGGGUUAGAUCGCGCAACGAUGUCCGGAGCUUCCUAAAUAGCCCGCAUUUCUUUGAUACCUACAAGAAGACCAUGCUUCAUCCAAUGGGAGCGGUAUUCUAUCUGUAUUACUUGAAUACCAUACAGGUAUCCAUGGGCGUUUUGAGACCUCCGCUGUACUUCCCCAAAGGCACCAUCGCUGCCAACUUCGGCUAUCUGGGAACACUUUACGCUCUGUUCCUCGGCAAGUCUGUUGACUACACAGGCAGAAAAAUAGGCGCGAACGGGGCGAUCAAAGAGUGGUGGAAGGGAGAGCCAACGGCCGGAAACUGCAGAGGGCGUGCGGUCGAAGAGAGCAUGAGAUGGUCACUGGCUUACAGGACGGCAUACGCGGCCUAUAGGCUCGCGUUGCGGCAGCAAGGAAUAUUCUCUCCGAAAACGAGGUUGGAGUCUAUGACAGAAUAUUCCGGUGACCAGGUGUUUUAUCUGUCGGCCUGUUUGCCGUAUUGUUCCUUCCAGGAAACUGGGAAGGAAGCCUGCAAUAUGGCAAUGAAAACUAGGGGAUUUAGGCAGGGCUUCGGUUGCACUGACGAACCAAAGUCCUCUGAAGAGCUUUGUCAAUAUGUGUAG